This is a messenger RNA of Penicillium manginii, 1080 nucleotides long. RefSeq names its product putative GPI anchor biosynthesis protein Gwt1 (gene gwt1). The coding region runs from base 1 to 1080 and encodes 359 amino acids. The record is from RefSeq and is a predicted model, not a curated record. Gene Ontology annotation, molecular function: glucosaminyl-phosphatidylinositol O-acyltransferase activity. NCBI's taxonomy places the organism in Eukaryota, Fungi, Ascomycota, Eurotiomycetes, Eurotiales, Aspergillaceae. The transcript has a single exon. Gene Ontology annotation, cellular component: membrane; endoplasmic reticulum. Gene Ontology annotation, biological process: protein localization to plasma membrane; GPI anchor biosynthetic process.
AUGAUGAUUGUUACCUGUGUCGCCAUUCUUGCCGUGGAUUUCCGAGCCUUCCCACGCCGAUUCGCUAAGGUCGAGAAUUGGGGCACCUCGUUGAUGGACAUGGGCGUGGGCUCAUUCGUUUUCUCGGCUGGUGUGGUUUCUGCUCGUGCACUUCUAAAGAGUCGGGCCUCCAGUUCCCCCAAAGGUGCUUUUUCAAAGAGACUCCUUGGCUCAAUGCGACAUUCCAUUCCAUUGCUCGUGCUGGGUCUCAUUCGGCUCUGGACUGUCAAGGGCCUUGACUAUGCGGAGCAUGUCACCGAAUAUGGAGUUCACUGGAACUUUUUCUUCACUCUUGGCUUCUUGCCUCCAUUUGUGGAGAUAUUCGACUCAUUGACGGUGUUGAUUCCCUCCUACGAGACGCUGUCCAUUAGCAUUGCCAUCAUCUACCAGGUUCUGCUAGAGUCCACCGACUUGAAGGCUUAUAUUUUGAUCUCUCCCCGAGGCGAGGACCUUAUUUCUAAGAACCGCGAGGGAAUCUUCUCAUUCCUAGGCUAUUUGGCGAUUUUUCUCGCUGGAAGGGGUGUUGGAGCUCGCAUUAUUCCUCGAGGAACUUCCUCGAUAAAAUCGCCCCAGCAAGCUCGCAAGUCUGUGCUGAUCAGCUUGACACUGCAAGUACUGUUCUGGUCGAGCUUGUUCUUCUUCAACUCUACCUACGCAUUUGGCUACGGCGCUGGAAUCCAUGUGUCGCGUCGCCUUGCAAAUAUGCCAUACGUAUUGUGGGUGUCAGCUUUCAACAGUGCGCAGCUGCUUCUGUUCUGCCUGGUCGAGACUGUGUUCUUCCCUGCUGUUCAUCGAGCGAGCAGCAAAGAAGAUGAAGGAGAAAGGACUUCAUUUGCCACGAGUCGCGUUUUGAGGGCAUUCAAUCACGGUGGACUUGCAAUCUUUUUGAUUGCCAACCUGCUGACAGGUGUGGUGAAUCUGAGUAUCCCAACCCUGGAUGUCAACGUGCCUCAAGCCAUGGCCAUAUUGGUUGUCUACAUGGCGAUCCUCACUGGCAUUGCCCUGGGUAUGGAAAAGGCCAACCUCAAAUUGCGCCUAUAG